AUGCUAGUGGAACCGCCCAGCGACUUCCAUUACAAUAACACCCGCGCCACGUCUCCGGUUCUCGUCAAAAGAGCAACCGUUUACCCUACUCCAGAGAAUGAGGAGCCCGAUAUCCGUCGCCGCGUGGAAGAUUAUAGUCACGAGGAAGUCCGCGAAAGGGAUCUUGCUGUCAUAAUGACGCCGGCUGAGCCCGAACCCUGCGGGCGUUUUGGUUUCAACCGCGCUUCAUAUGGGUAUUAUUCGCCGUCCGCCGUCAGCUUUUCCGAUUUGCCGGGUCAAGGUACCGCUGAUUCACCGUACUACGUCAAUACUCCGCCGCCGGGGGCCGAAGAAGAUGCCGAUAGAGGUCCUUUUUACGCCGAGGUUGUCCGAGAACAAACGGUGCUCACCGCGUGUCGUCAUGUCAAGGCAAAAUUCCUUGAAUACUUCAGAAUACUGGACAUGUUCCCAUACUGCACCGCAGCUCGUACCGGGGGUCGUCGUCGAACCGCUCGCCAAUGGUUAUAUAGGGAGGUGAUGGAUGAGAUUGACCUGAUCUUAGCAGAUGUUGACGAGGUGACCAUGGCUUUAGUAAAUUAG
Puccinia graminis f. sp. tritici CRL 75-36-700-3 is the source of this 579-nucleotide messenger RNA. RefSeq lists its product as uncharacterized. The coding region runs from base 1 to 579 and encodes 192 amino acids. NCBI's taxonomy places the organism in Eukaryota, Fungi, Basidiomycota, Pucciniomycetes, Pucciniales, Pucciniaceae. The record is from RefSeq and is a predicted model, not a curated record. The transcript has a single exon.